AUGGAAAAAUUAAGAGUAUUUGAAUUGAGAAAUAAAACAGAUGCUGAACUAUUGAAGCAACUGGAAGAACUGAAGCAGGAGCUGGCAACAUUCAGAGUGUCAAAAGUAACAGCAACAGGAACCUCAAAACUCUCGAAGAUCACACUUGUAAGAAAAGCAGUGGCUAAAGUAUUGACAGUGUAUAACCAGAGAAAGAAGGAGGAGGCGAGGAAAAAAUACAAAAAGUUGUCGAAGACACCACUCAACCUAAGACCGAAGCUUACAAGAGCGAAAAGAAAGGCACUGACAACGAAGCAAUUGACUUUGAAGACAAUUAAGGAGAGAAAGAGGACGGAGAACCUGCCGAAGCGCAAAUACGCACUCCUAGCCUAA
Messenger RNA from Theileria orientalis strain Shintoku, 372 nucleotides. RefSeq names its product 60S ribosomal protein L35. Gene Ontology annotation, cellular component: ribosome; cytosolic large ribosomal subunit. Bases 1 to 372 code for a protein of 123 amino acids. Gene Ontology annotation, molecular function: structural constituent of ribosome; mRNA binding. The record is from RefSeq and is a predicted model, not a curated record. The transcript is spliced from 2 exons. Lineage: Eukaryota; Apicomplexa; Aconoidasida; Piroplasmida; Theileriidae. Gene Ontology annotation, biological process: maturation of LSU-rRNA from tricistronic rRNA transcript (SSU-rRNA, 5.8S rRNA, LSU-rRNA); translation.